Molecule: messenger RNA, 549 nt
Organism: Dentiscutata heterogama
Lineage: Eukaryota; Fungi; Glomeromycota; Glomeromycetes; Diversisporales; Gigasporaceae
Source: the annotation of a GenBank genome assembly
AUGUCAGAUGCGUCGCAUGCUCAUAAUUCUCGUCACGGAGGUCCUCAGAGAUUAAAAGUGACUCCUGAAUGUAGGUUGAGAAAUCCUGCUGCUUUAAAGAAUAAGGACAGAUCAAAUUCAACAAUUAUAACUACCACAAAUCCAUCAUCUCAGCCUUGUCUUCCUGAUUCAAUUGAGCCUAUUCAAAAUGUAAAAAUGAAAAAGACCUGUGCUCGUUGUAAAGAAGCCACUAAAUGCGUUAAAUUGCUCAGUUCUAAAAUUGGUAAGCUUGAGGAAAUAGUAGGGUCUUUAGCCGAACGGUGUCGCUCAGAUUCUAUAAUUAAUGAGAAAAGGGACAAGACAACAAGUAUUCCCGAAAUUUUUGUAACUGAUCACUUUGGAUCUGCAAAUUCAACAAUUGUUUCUUUGGACACUUUUAACUUGUUUACAAGUCUCUCCAAUUGUAAACUUGAGGAUUUGCAAAAUCUUGUAGUUAUUAUGACCAACUACACGAUUUCUCCAAUGCAUAAUUCUAACAAUUACACUUCAUUCAAGUUUACUGGACCCUGA